Plasmodium gallinaceum is the source of this 1944-nucleotide messenger RNA. Its product is annotated as ubiquitin fusion degradation protein UFD1, putative. NCBI's taxonomy places the organism in Eukaryota, Apicomplexa, Aconoidasida, Haemosporida, Plasmodiidae. Gene Ontology annotation, molecular function: polyubiquitin modification-dependent protein binding. The record is from RefSeq and is a predicted model, not a curated record. The coding region runs from base 1 to 1944 and encodes 647 amino acids. The transcript has 2 exons. Gene Ontology annotation, cellular component: VCP-NPL4-UFD1 AAA ATPase complex.
AUGGAUGAUGAUUUUCUUAGAGCUUUAAAUAAAUUUAAUGCAAAAUUUUGUUAUAAUAAUAAAAAGAAUUCAAUUAGAGAGAUUAAUGAAACAAAAGAAAAAAGUCAUAAAGUAAGAGAAGUUAGACUAAAUAAGUUAAAAGAAGAUUUGGAAUUACAUUACAUCCACAAUUCUAAUAAUAAAAUAUGUCAAAAAUUUCUAACUCUUCCUCUGAGUAAAAAAUGUGAUAAAUUAAAUAAACACUCCGAUAAAGUGAUAUUACCUGUAUCUAUAUUAAAAACAUUAGAGAAGGGAAGUUACAGUAAUGAAGUGGAGCAUCCUUAUACUUUUAGUAUAAAAAAUUUACAAAAUAAUUAUAUAACUCAUGCAUGUGUUUUAGAAUUUAGUUCAAAUGAAGGAAUUGUCUUAGUUUCAGAAAAUAUAAAAGAGAAUUUAGGAAUAACAGAAACAAAUGGUAUCACAAGAUUAUUAGUAACAUAUGCAAAUUUACCAAAAUGUGAUUUUAUAAAAUUUGAAUCGUUAAAUGAAAAUGUAAGAGAUAUAAAAUUUAUGAAAAAUUUAUUAGAAAAUCAAUUAAGUUUAAAUUAUAGUACAUUGUCAUUAGGUGAUUAUGUACACAUUAAUCAUUUAAAUUUUUAUAUAAGUGAGUUAGAGCCAGAUAAUGCUGUAUCUCUAAUAAAUACUGAUAUAAAUGUAGAUAUAUGUGAAGUAAAAAGUCUAAAUGAACAGAACAUUUCAAAAGAUAAUAAUAAUAAUUUUUAUGAAAUAGUAACCACUGAUACAUUAAUUAAUAGUACCAUUAAAAAUGAAAUGAAAAAAUAUAAAUUUGUAAUUAAUUACAAUAUAUUAGAAUUAUUAAAGAAAGAUAAAGCUAAUAUAAAGAUUUCAUUAAAUUCUAAUAAACUAAGUGAUAUCAAUAUUUUUCUUUCAUUUCCUCCUUAUGAUCAAGUGUCAGAUGUAAUUCAUCACUUAUAUUUUGAUGAUUUCAGUAAAGAGAUUACAAUAAAUAAAGAUAUUAUUAAAAAAUGUUUAAAAAUUCAUUUUAUUUGUUUUUUAAAGGAAGACGAUAAUAAUUUUUUAGAAUAUAUAUUUGAUCAUUUUUUUCCUCAUAUAAUUUAUAUAGCUAUUUCUAAUACUAAUGAAUCGGAACUACAAUAUAGUUUAUCGUUAAAGAUAGAUUAUGAUAUACCACUUAAAGGAGAUAUAGACAAUUAUAAUAAAAUUAAAGAUGAAAUUAAUGAUGAAACAUGUAAUAAGAAUAGUUUAAAUGAAUUGAAGGAAAAUUCUAUGAUCAGUAGUACUUAUGUUAAAUGUGAUAAUUGUUUAAAAGAAAUUUUAGAAAACAAUUUGGAUAUUCAUAAAAUUCAUUGCAUAAAAAAUAUUUCUAUAUGUAAUAUUUGUAAAAAAGUUUUAAAAAAAAAAGAAAUUAUUGAACAUAUUCAUUGUGAUAUAUGUAAUGAAGGAUUAAGUGUGAUUAAUAAAAAUAGACAUAAUUAUAUAUGGCAUACAAAAAUAAAAUGCUUAUGUGAGAAAUAUUUUUAUAGGAAACAAUUUAUUUUUCAUCAAAAAUUAUUUUGCCCCAAAAAAAUAAUAUACUGUAUAUUUUGUAAUAUAUUCACAGAAUCUUCAAUGAAUAUAUAUAAUGAAGAUUACAUUAUUGCUUCUUUUUUUGAUAAAUUUGAUAACAAUGAUUUUUCUGUUAAAUCAAUUGAUUAUUAUUCUCAAUUAAUUUAUAACAAUUUUAAUUAUUUCUUAAAAUAUAUAAACAACACAGAACAUGAAAGAUAUUGUGGUUCAAAAUCAGUUAGUUGCAUAAUUUGCAAAAAUAAUAUAUACCGAAAUAAAUAUAUGUCUCAUUUAAAUUUAAUUCAUAAUAAUGAUAAAAUAAAAUCCUUUAAAAUUAUAAAUGAAAACAUAGAUGUUAAUGAACCUAUUAAUAAUUGA